CUCAACCUGACAAGCCUGUCCCCAUAGUCAUACACACACACACACACACAAACACACAGCGGGCGAGACUGAUUAGGUUUGAAUGAGUGAAGAUCCCACACUCAGACUCAGGCUCCAGUCAGUCGAGUGAAGCUCCAUCCAGUGUGUAAAGAUGCCCUCCAGUUCCACGCUGUCCGGUGGUCCUGCCGCUAAGGUGUCGGCGGAGAGCAUCCAGGCGGAUGGGAGGACGUACGAGGAGCUGAGGCAGGAGUGCCUGAAGAAGAAUAAACUGUUUGAGGACCCUGAUUUCCCUGCCUGCGACUCCUCGCUCUUCUUCAGCCAGGCCGUGCCCGUCAACUUCGAGUGGAAGAGACCUGGGGAAAUCUGCAAAGACCCCAAGUACAUCCUGGGAGGAGCUGACAGAACAGACAUCUGUCAAGGACAACUGGGAGACUGCUGGCUGCUGGCGGCGAUCGCCUCUCUGACGCUACAUAAAGAAACGCUGGCCCGAGUCAUACAACCCGACCAGAGCUUCGAUCGGGAAUAUGCUGGCAUCUUCCGCUUCCAGUUCUGGCAGCACAAUAAGUGGCUGGAAGUGGUGGUGGACGACCGGUUGCCCUGUGUGAGGAAUCAGCUGGUGUUCCUGCACUCUGCGGACAACAACGAGUUCUGGAGCGCUCUGCUGGAGAAGGCCUACGCAAAACUGAACGGCAGUUAUGAGGCGCUGAAGGGGGGCAGCACUCUGGAGGGUAUGGAGGACUUCACCGGCGGCGUGGGCGAAAUGUACGAGACCAAGAAAGCUCCAUCUGAUCUUUACACCAUCCUGAAGAAAGCUCUGGACAGAGGAUCCAUGAUGGGCUGCUCUAUAGACAUCACCAGUUCGGCUGAGUCUGAGGCUCAGACUGCAUCAGGUCUGGUCAAAGGCCACGCCUACUCCAUCACCGGCCUGACGGAGGUGGAUUACAGAGGGAAGAAGGUGAAGCUGAUCCGGGUCAGAAACCCCUGGGGGCAGGUAGAGUGGAACGGCCCCUGGAGCGACAAUUCCAGAGAGUGGAGUGGUGUGGAUAAAGCAGAGAAGACCAGAGUGCUUGAAAACUCCACAGAUGAUGGAGAAUUCUGGAUGGAGUUUGAAGACUUCAAAGCAAACUACGACAGGGUGGAGAUCUGCAACCUCACUCCAGACUCGCUGAUGGACGACACCAAGAAGAAGUGGGUGGUGAACGUGCUGGAGGGCAACUGGAUCAGGGGCUCCACCGCUGGAGGCUGCAGGAACUUCAUUGAUACGUUUUGGACGAACCCUCAGUUUAAGCUGAAGCUGGAAGAUGCUGACGGUGACGGUCGGUGCAGUGUCAUUGUGGCCCUCAUGCAGAAGAACCGCCGGAAGCUCCGCAAAGAGGGGCUCGAUCUGGAGACCAUCGGGUUCGCCAUUUACCAGGCCCCUAAUGACGAGGACCACCUGGAGAAGGACUUCUUCCGCUUUAACUCGUCUAAAGCUCGCAGCCGCACCUACAUUAACAUGCGGGAGAUCUCAGAGCGCUUCUCUCUGGACCCCGGCAGCUACCUGGUGGUGCCCACCACCUUCCAGCCCCACAUAGAGGCUGACUUCGCCCUGCGUGUCUUCUCCGAGAGCAAAGCUGAAGCCAUAGAGAUGGGGAACACCAUUGAAGCGGAUCUCCCUGAUCCACCCAUGCCCAGUCCACCAGAGGAGGAAACUCCAGAGGAAAAGGGUCUGCGGAGCCUCUUCGAACAGAUUGCUGGCUCGGAUAACGCCAUCAGCGCCUAUGAGCUGCAGGACGUUCUGAAUGGAGUCCUGAGCAGGAGGAAAGAGAUUAAGUUUGAUGGACUGACCCUGAACACCUGCCACAGUAUCAUCAACCUAAUGGAUGUGGACAACUCAGGCAUGAUUGAGUUUCAGGAGUUCAAAGUUUUCUGGGAAAAACUGAAGAAAUGGAUGAUGCUGUUCCUGUCCUACGAUACGGACCGCAGUGGACGCAUGUCCUCCUACGAGCUCCGCCUCGCUCUGAAAGCAGUAGGGAUACAGCUGAAUAACGCGCUGCUGCAGCUGAUCUGUCUGAGGUUUGCUGACAAGAAGAUGGAAAUUGACUUUGAUGAUUAUCUGACCUGCAUCGUCCGGCUGGAGAACAUGUUCCGAGUUUUCCAAGCCCUUGACACACGAAACAAAGGAGAAAUCGACCUGAACUUCCAACAGUUCCUGCUGCUGACCAUGAAUGUCUGAAUAAAGAAGAGGAAACCAGAAGAAAAUAUAUUUUUUAGGUCAAUUGCUGAAACACCCGGACUGGAUUUAUUACGCAGCAGAUUUUCCAGAGCACAGAUUUCUCCGAGCACAACGCCAGAGCCAAAUUUACUUAAGCGAAAGAUAAUCACGCAGAGUUUACUGUUUUUUAGAUGUGUGUGUGUGUGUUCUGUUGGAUUUUUUCAGGGUAUACUUUUUCAUGCUGCAGUUAUUGUGUAUUUACAUGGAUACGGAUUAUGAUUUUGAGUGAAGUUAAAAAUGUUUAUCCAUAUUUUGAGUUUUGAGUUCUGAUGUUUACAACAAAAUAAUAAAUCUGCAAACGUCAAUCACA
Messenger RNA from Astyanax mexicanus (Mexican tetra), 2564 nucleotides. It is a transcript of the gene capn9, whose product is annotated as calpain 9. Bases 152 to 2215 code for a protein of 687 amino acids. Gene Ontology annotation, molecular function: calcium-dependent cysteine-type endopeptidase activity; calcium ion binding. NCBI's taxonomy places the organism in Eukaryota, Metazoa, Chordata, Actinopteri, Characiformes, Acestrorhamphidae. Gene Ontology annotation, biological process: proteolysis. Gene Ontology annotation, cellular component: cytoplasm. The transcript has 20 exons. The record is from RefSeq and is a predicted model, not a curated record.